Diaporthe batatas is the source of this 4040-nucleotide messenger RNA. RefSeq lists its product as uncharacterized. Gene Ontology annotation, cellular component: SAGA complex. Lineage: Eukaryota; Fungi; Ascomycota; Sordariomycetes; Diaporthales; Diaporthaceae. The transcript has 2 exons. Gene Ontology annotation, molecular function: transcription coregulator activity. Gene Ontology annotation, biological process: regulation of transcription by RNA polymerase II. The record is from RefSeq and is a predicted model, not a curated record. Bases 536 to 3568 code for a protein of 1010 amino acids.
CUCUCUUCUCCCCACGCGCGCCCAUCAUCGCAUUACACUGCAUCACAUUACCGUCUCUCUCGGCCGACAGCAUCAAUACCAUCUCGAAGCCAUCCGAAAACCCAUCCAUCAUCCACAUAGCCGCCUCCAUCUCUGUCGAAACUGGUCAUUGGGAGGGGUUCUGCCGGCCUCGCCCAUUGUCCCCGACCGCUUGCACGGGACGCCGAGACCCACGACCUCCAUUCUUUGAGUGCGCGUCUGUCCAACAGCCCACAGCCCAACCGUCAGCGACUGCAUCUCACCUCACCCCGAGACCGCCCCAUCCCCGGCGCCCGCCUACACCUCCAAACAAUUCCAGCAGCGCGCAGUCUCAUCUGGCCAAAUGCGAUCGAACCGCGCCCCUCAUACCGCCUUACAAUAACCUGGGAACCAGGCCAGGCCAGGCCAGGCGCCCGAGCACCGCGUACCGCCCACCAAAGCACCACCACCACCACCUGGCCGCGGGGCCUCACCCGUAGCGCAUUGCGCAGUUCGUCCAAGAAGCGCAGCGGUCGCCAUGGCUCCCAGCACGACUCCCAUACCCCCACCCGUCAUUCCUCCGCACCCCAAGACGAAGCGCCAGAUCCCCGCCGGCAUCCAGACAAAUGGCGCGCCGCCUUCUUCCUCCCCCUCCCCGUCCAUGUCCGCGAAGAAGCCCCCCAACAGCGCCAAACAAACCCCAAACUCUGCCACGGCAAACGGUGGCACCGUCACCGUCGCGCGGCCGCCAAAUCGCGUACGUCCAGAGAUCACCGCCCAGCCUAAUGGCGCCGCACGCCCAGGCACAAAUGGCGCCACCCAGCCGGCCUCGACCGGUGCGGCGGACCCAGCCAUGAUGCCGGUAGAUGUGCAGCAGCCUCCUUCCCGGCUGUAUAUUCUGAAAAAGUACUAUGGCAACCCCCCGUCGCUCAUCGUCCACCUCCACCCCAAUCACUUCAAAUUCGACGCCCAGGAUGACUAUUUCCUUUAUACCUCGCCAAUGAAAGCCUUUCUCGACCACAUAAAAAGCCGAACCAUCCCCCACGAUAUGCUCGCCGACCUGACAGAGGCCGGAGUACCUUUCUACGAGGGUUGUCUGAUCGUGGAGGUUCAUGACCAUAGGAGUGUCGCAGCUGAGAAGGAGGACGCCGCAAAGAAUGCUUCUGUCAAGAAACCCGACGUGCCGACCUCGGUUCACAAGAACAACCCAUACAUCACGCCAUCGCCAAAUAGGCCAUCUCAGAGGGAUCCUUUGAGUGCCAUCAACGGCCAGGCCAAAAGCCCAGAGGUUGAUUCAAAGGGAAAAUCGGCUGCAUCGACGGACCAAGGAUCGAGGCAAUUGUCCAACUCGCCGCAGAGCCAGAAGAGCAAGGCGCCUCCGAAACGGAAAAUAUCCACCCUCGUCCUCUUCCCCACGCAACAGAGCCGGCAAGCAGACCUUGCGAUAAGGGCAUGCAACCCUCGCGGCUCUACCGAUGGUCGUCAAGACGCAAACAAUAGUGGCAUGCCCCCUCCGACUCCUUCAGCGCUCGUUCCGCCCACCCCGACGGGUUCGAGCAUGCCGCCACCAGCCAAGAAGGUCAAGCGUGAGCGCAUGGAGCUAGACAGUAGCAAUAUUCACGCGGCUGAAGCGGCAAUGUUACUCGCCACUAUGCCACCCUUGGAUCUGGAGCCGAGCAAGAACGUAGAGAGCCUGGUCCAGAAGAUUGACCAGCAGACGAAGCUUCACGCCCACCGCUUCCAGCCGCUGCCGAAAACCAAGACAAGAAAGCGGACGGUCGCCGAAAUGGCCGCUGAUGAGGCUCAGGCAGCCGAGAAUGAGAGAUUUCUGCUUGCAUUGGACGAAAGGAUCACCCAAGGCAGUAGCUCAGUUCCCGGAGGUGAUGGGCAGCAGCAGGUCGCGCCCUUCAAUCUUACCUUUGACCGCUUUAAGAAGAUCGAGGACAUCAAGAAGGAGCACGCUGAAAGGGCAAAGCAAGAGAAACUCAAGAGAGAAGAAAACGAGCGCAGGCUUGCAGAGCAGAAGGUCCAGGCACAAGCCCAGCAGCAGCAGCAGCAGCAACAGCAGCAAGCAGCAGAGCAGGAGAGACUUCGCCAGGAGCAGGCCGCUCAAAAGGAGCAACAAGAGAAUAUGCGUAGGAAAAUGCAGCAGGCAGCGCAGGCCCAGCAGGCCCAGCAAGCACGGGAGAGGGCCCAGGCCCAGGCCGCUCACGCCCAGGCACAGGCCCAGGCACAGGCACAAGCUCAAGCCCAACAGGCGCAAGCCCAACAGGCACAGGCACAGGCCCAGGCCCAGCAAAACCAAGGCGGCGGAGGAAUGCAUCAGACCGCUCAUGGGCACCCCGCUCAGAACGGACAGGUCCCCAAUGGGGUCUCGGUUUCUGCGCCGAAUGGCAUGCCGGCGCGCUUCCACGGUCAAGUCUCGCAGCCUCAGGUAUCUUCGCCGGUUGUUCAGCAAAACACCCCUCAGAAUAUGUCGUCACCUAUGGUCGGUGGCGUUGCCAUGCAGGCGUCUGGGUCCAACAUGGGAGGCAGCCCCGCGAGGCCGCCAUCAGUCGUUCAGAACCAGCCACCAAUGUCCACACCCAUGGCAGUCAGCAUGUCUGCUAGAGGGAGCCAGCAAAGUCAUCCCUCUGGUACACCACGCAUGCACACCGCGACCCCGAACAUGGCCCACGCGACCCCGAUAAGUCGUGCUCAGGCGAUGGCUCACACCCCUCGCAUGUCCCAGACCAGUCCGCCCCCAGGCAUGAUGGCUCCCCAUCUCAACCAGUCGAUAAUGAUGAACAGUCCAGGAAUGGCCAACAUGGCACAGAAUGCGAACCCGAUGGCACAAGCUCAGUUGCUGGCGCAGCAACAACGGCAGUACCAGCAGCAGCAGAACAUGAACGCAGCCAUGAUGCAGGGCGGCAUGAUGAACCCCGGAGGCCCACAAAGUGCUCAGCAGUUGAUGCAGGCUCGGUUCAUCCAGCAGCAACAGAACAUGAUGCGUCAGAAGAUGAAUGGCCAGCAGCAGCCUGGGAUGCAGAUGGGCCAGCAGCGGAUGAUGCAGGCCAACAUGGGCAUGCCGGGUGGAGCACAGAUGCGUCCAGGGCAGAACAUGGUUAACAUGGGAGGCCAGAUGUUCCCGCAAUCAAUGCAGCAGAUGCAGCAGAUGCAGCUACAACAGCAGAUGCAACAGAUGCAACAGCAACAGCAACAGCAACAGCAACAGCAUGGCCACCCCCAGCAGAUGCAGCAGAACCACAUGAUGGGGGCAGGCGGACCACAGGCUCAGUUGCAGCAGCGCUUGGCUGUACAUAUGCAGCAGCAGGUUCAGAUGUUCACCACCAAACUGUACCAGGAUAAUGUCGGGCAAUGGUUGCAGUCGCAAAACCUUACACAAGAGACCUGCCCGCCAGAGUUAUUGCAGAAAUUUAGGAUGCAAUGCAUGCAAUCGGCUAAGAACAAGGUCAUGCAGCUGAGGCAGCAGCAGCAACAUCAGCAGCAGCAGCAGCAGCAGGUGUUGGCCAUGCAGCAGCAGCAGCAGGCGGCCAUGCAGCAGCAGGGGAUGAUGCCUCAAGGCAUGUAGUUCAUGCCUACCGUCCGGCGGACUUACCCUGGGGACCAUGGGGACCAGGGCGGCUUUAUCCCAGAUCACAACAAUUAUAAUUGCAAUUACUGAUUUCAGUCCACGGAAGCAAGGGCGAAUCUCGGCGUUUCAAGGAAAGGGCGGCAGGGGAAUGGAUGAUACACGAUGUCGUCGAAGCCAGGCUACUAUUUGGACUCUGAGCAAGGUCUUUUAUACCCCGGGUGGCCCUGAGCGACUUGUCGAGAUUUAGUUAGUUGCUUUUCACUUUGCUCAAGCGUCUGUGGCGCUUUACUUCAAGGCGCUCAAAUCUGGGAGCGGGGAUCUAGUCGACUCUCUCUACAUGAGUAGAGGUCGAGUGCUUUGUUAUCCGCGGCGUGCUUAUCACUCCCCCUCACCUGGUAGCACCCGUCAGCGAGCGGCGUUGAGAUGUUCGCAUAGAUGAAAUGCAAAUGCAAAUGGUAUUGUUCAUGUU